Messenger RNA from Cylicostephanus goldi, 956 nucleotides. The record is from the annotation of a GenBank genome assembly. NCBI's taxonomy places the organism in Eukaryota, Metazoa, Nematoda, Chromadorea, Rhabditida, Strongylidae.
CCGUAUUGUCUUCUGUGGUUACGCUACCAUUAGUGUACAAUUUUGUGCAAGCGAUGCAAACCCAUAUGUCAAGCGAAUUGGAUUACUGUAGAGCGAAAACCAGAGACCUAUGGGUGGACGUGUUUGCAGCGCAAGAUUCAUUGAAUAUUCAUCGAGCACAGUCACUUUCUGAGAAAGCGGAAUCAAGAGUGCGAAGGGAAUGGUCAUUUGGGCGAUGGAUCGAGAAAGGAGAAAGCAAUGGUGAGUCGAUGAUGAGACAAUAUGGUGGUAGUGCUUCCUCGUCCACUCGUCCUUUGGGCUAUGAAGAUGUGAAAGUCACUGGAGUUGAGCAGGGAACUUGCUGCACCUGUCAACAAGGCCCAGCAGGCCCUCCAGGACCUCCUGGGGACGAUGGCUCGGAUGGUCUCGAUGGGCAACCUGGACGUAACGGCAAACCUGGUAGAAAUGGAGUUGUUCUACCAGCUCUUGGUGCACCACCAGAACCAUGUAUAAUCUGCCCACCUGGACAACCUGGACUACCCGGAGCGGUGGGACCCAAAGGACCUCCAGGUCCUCGCGGUAGUCCUGGAAUACCUGGAAGCAACGGAAAGAAGGGUGAAGUAGGUAUUAUUGGCCCUCGUGGACCCACCGGACGACCAGGCAGGCCGGGAGCCAAGGGUCCUAAAGGGGAGCCUGGAAGAGUCAUACUGGUCGCCGGCCCUGCGGGACCACCAGGUACGCCGGGUGAACCUGGUCCCCGUGGACCAAAGGGAGAAAAAGGAAAACCGGGAGUUCCUGGCACGCCAGGGCAGCAAGGAGGCCCAGGAGGUAGGACCACCAAAUUUUUGGGAAUUUUGGGAAUUCGCACCAGCUGCUAUAAGAAAAUGUGUUUAGAUCGUGGGAAUCCUGGAACACCUGGACGACCAGGACAAAGAGGGGAACGCGGCAUACCUGGGGAACCUGGAGUGAAUGGAUCA